GUUUCUUCAAUUCUUGAUAAUGUCACUUACUGGAAAAAUUAGCACUGAACUCCCAGUUCAUGCAACUGCAGACAAGUGGUUCCACAUCUUAACCAAAAAGCUCCAUCAUGUUCAACACGUUGCUGGAAAAGUUCAUGGAGCCAAACUCCAUGAAGGUGAUGAUUGGCAUACCAAUGAUUCGGUCAAACACUGGACUUAUACCUUAGACGGUAAGACAGUAACAUGUCUCGAAACUAUUGAAUCGGUUGAUGAGCAGAAGAAAACAAUUGUAUUCAAGCUGUUUGGUGAAGCUGUGGAUGGUAAAUAUAAGCCCUUGAAGCUAAUCUUUGAAGCCAUAGAGAAGGAUGGUGGCAGAACUGCUAUCAGAUGGAGUAUUGAAUAUGAGAAGCUGAGAGAGGAUGUUCAUCCCCCAUAUGCCUACUUAGAAUUAUAUGACCAUGUUAUUAAGGAUGUUGAUGCUCAUAUUGUCGAGGCUGAAAAAAAUGCCACCAAAUAAGAAUUGAAAGAAGGGAGUGGCCAAAGAUUAUGCUCAUGUAUUACAAGUAGCUGUGUUUGAUGUGGAGAAAUAUAAUACUUAUAGUUUGUGUAAUAACUUAAGAUCCAAGGGGGUCAUAUAUGUCAAUAAGGUAUUAAGGUGUUGAAUAAAAGGAUAUCUUUGGUCUGCUUUUGUUUUGUCA
Vigna unguiculata (cowpea) is the source of this 677-nucleotide messenger RNA. Its product is annotated as MLP-like protein 43. The record is from RefSeq and is a predicted model, not a curated record. Lineage: Eukaryota; Viridiplantae; Streptophyta; Magnoliopsida; Fabales; Fabaceae.